AUGACUCUCCCUGAGGCGCUUUUAAAGCGCCUUGCCAAACGCGGUAUUAUACCAGAGGCUAAUCAGAAGUCUGGUUCGGGUGGUGUGAACGAAAACUCAUCCCUCAAGCCAUCGACGACUGCGGCGGCGGAUACGGAUUCCGAUCGAGAACGUGACCGCGAGUCCGAUAACUCAUCUGACCGCGACUCGGAUGAUGGUGGAAACGAUGACGACACGGACGAUGAUCGUCGCGAGCCGGAAGCCGUCAAUGAGGAAAUCAUUGCGGAGGAUUACGACGAGUAUGAUCAGGCCAACCCGGACACAUUCGAGUACGCGUCAAAGAAGAAAAGCAAUCCCGCACUCGAUUGGACAGAAAAGAUGAAGCAAAAGAUGACCAAACGGUACGGCUACCAGUCGGUGGACGGAUGCCAGAACAAGUACAACAUUCAUCAUCUCUGCUCCAUGUACUGCGUGCAGAGAUAUGGCGAGGUCGAGUUCGAGAUCGAAAAGGAGUACGAAAAGCGAGUGAAACGGCUGCUGGAGCGAUAUCCGCUGCCGAAGACAUGGCGCAAAGAGUACGACAUUGGUUGUAAGGCAUUUUACUUCUACAACAAAGAUACCCACAUCGUUUCCUGGCUGCCCCCGACGCAUCCAGAUGCGAAGCUUACGAAGAGCGCAAAGUUGCUUCGCCGGGAGCUAAUGGAAGAGCAAAAACAAAAGGACGCAGCCAAAGAGGCCGUCCCACCGACGGUCGUUGUCGAAAGCUAUCCACCAUUGGCAGCGUCUAUGUCCAAGCCCUUGAUCGGACCGUCGAACACAAGCUCACAAAACCCACCGGUGGGAAUGGAAAAUCUCAAACCACCCAUCGUCAAUCCUCCAAAACGACCCCACAAACCGCUGCCGAGCGGUGGCAGGGAUGAUGAAAAGCGUCCUCGUACGUCUGCUUUAGGGAAUGACGUUGGUAAUGGAGGAGAACUGGGCGAAACGGACCGAGAUCGAGAAUAUCGUGAUCGGAACCGCGAGAGACGCGAUCGUGAUCGUGAACGUAGAGAUCGUGACCGUAGUCCAGGACGCGGUGACGAUAAUCGCUUCGGGACACGAGAUCGCGAUCGAAACCGGGAUCGCGAUCGUGAUCACCAUCACCGGGAUCGACGGCCGCCACGUGGUCCACCGAAGUCAGCUCCGCUUGAUCCGAUGGAUCCGGCCGCCUACUCGGAUAUCCCACGCGGCACUUGGUCGGCGGGACUGGAAGCUACAAACGCGGCCAAUUCCAAGAAGGAAAAGGACGAACGUAAAAAGCCACAGCAGAAGCCAGCGAACGAUGGCGCAGAAGGCGACGAAGGAGAGGAUGAAGAGGGCGCACAUGAGGUGCUUAAGAUUUCAGCCGUAAAAGAAUUCCAUCAGGAAGAGGAGGGUGACGACGAGGAUUAGAAGAGGAAUACGAUUAACCGACGCAAUACUUGUGGAGUGCAUAAAUAACCUUAUA
This is a messenger RNA of Anopheles nili, 1465 nucleotides long. RefSeq lists its product as uncharacterized. The transcript is spliced from 2 exons. NCBI's taxonomy places the organism in Eukaryota, Metazoa, Arthropoda, Insecta, Diptera, Culicidae. Bases 1 to 1410 code for a protein of 469 amino acids. The record is from RefSeq and is a predicted model, not a curated record. Gene Ontology annotation, molecular function: protein binding.